Molecule: messenger RNA, 2426 nt
Organism: Mizuhopecten yessoensis (Yesso scallop)
Lineage: Eukaryota; Metazoa; Mollusca; Bivalvia; Pectinida; Pectinidae
Exons: 4
Coding region: 386-928 (180 amino acids)
Source: RefSeq, a predicted model, not a curated record
ACCAAAACUUAAGUUUUUAUAUUUUCUAGGAAAACGCAAACAAAGACGUUACUCUAAUUCCGAAUCUGAAACCGAAGAGAGCAUUUCGAAAGGAAGGAAAGGAAAGCGCAAACACAGCCUUGACUCUGAUUCCGAAACUGAAGUCGAAGACCGCAAAUCAAAACAAAGGAAAGGAAAACGCAAAAUAAGCCAUGAUUCUGAUUCUGAAGCUGAAGAUGAAAAAAGCAAACUGACACAAAGGAGAGAGACUCACAAAGGCGCCAAACCAGACCUGUCGAACCUUGAAAAAGACAACGUAUUCAUCACGUUCAACUUUCUUGAGGCCAAUAACUCAAAGAACACUCGAAAGUUUUAUUUCAAAGAAAGUUUUGUCCAUGACAAAAAAAUGGAUUUCGCCAUUUUACAGUUACGAAAUAAGGAUAAAACCGAAGAAUCUAGCUAUCCAGAAGCCAUAACGCAUUUCAAGCCCGUAUACCCUGAGCACACAUUCGCUCUACUCGGUCACCCCGAUGGGAAGCCUAUGCAGCUAGAUCCUAAGGUUCACAUCUUUGAUCCCGAUAGUGAUCAAGGGAAAAGACGGCUAAAAGAGAUGAAACAAUGGGGACGCAAACAAGGUAAAAAGUCUGCGUAUGACAAUAUCCUGGACAAAAACAAAGUUUUAUUUGACUGCUGGGUUCAGCAUGGGGCUUCUGGAUCACCGGGGAUUGAAAUGGGUUCCGAUGGGGAGCCCGUCUGUAGCCUCAUGCUUAUACACGGAUAUCCGAAUUUUGUCUUUGAUGAUAAACAUAAAAGAAAGGAAGAAGACCAUCCGUUCAUGAUUGAGCAAGGCGUUACAAUGCAGGCGAUUGCAGCAACAUUGAACUUAAUGGGUUCAGAUGCGAAGGCAACAAAGCGGGAAAUAUUUGCUGACAAUUUUUUCGAAUGUUAAGAAUUAGACAGAUAUAUCUGUGUGCCCCCAUCACAACAUUUUUAUGUUACACCAAAACACCAUAUUAUAUCAAAGAUUAUUUUGUUUUGACUGCAAACAGGAAUUGGAAUCUUAUAUCGGGAUAUUUUGAAAAUGUCUGAUUUCUUUGUCAAUCAAAUAGUGUAAAUGACUGUUGAGUCGACUCAAAACCGCUGAAAACAAUUCACUAGGCCCGGUGUGCUAACAAAAGUAGUUAUCUGUUACGAAUAAUAGAGAAAUUUCGGACAAUUGCACUCUUAUACUGCAGGCAUUCAAGAGGACGAGUAACAUAUUUACCUAUUCCUCCCUUAAGUGAAUGAAGCUGCAAAGGUCAUAAGAGAUAUGUUAAAUAUGUUAAAAAAAAACAUCCAAUUAUACUGACACAUUUGAAUCCAAUCUUAAAUGUUUGGCUUACGCAUUAUAUAAUGAUUUUGGUUUGUUGGUGUUUUACGUCCUAUUAACUGCAAUGGCCAUUUAAGGAGGUACGAAGUUUUGGUGGUGGAGGAAAGCUGGUGUUCUCGUAGAAAAUCAACCGAGUAUCGGCCAGUACCUGGCGACUGCAUAACAUAGGCCUCGAACCCGCGACCCAAUGGUGGAGGGCCACUUGUAGCAGAAUGUUGAACGCCUUAACCACUUGCCUACCGUAGCCCCCGCGAAAUAUAAUAUAAUAUAAUGACAUUUUCCUGAAAAUGAAUGAAGUUUUGUCGGUAUCAUCAUUAUAUCAAAAAUUGAAUGUGGAAAUAUGCACUUGCUGAUGUGAUACCAGCAUCUUCAGUUAAUGAUUGUAAUACAUGUUUCAAUAUCCAGCAUUUUCAUUCUGAAUAAUUAUACUACAUCUGCAUAGGUAAUGAAGUAGCGUGUUCACCUAUGGUCGAAUGGACAAUAGGUGGGGACAGUUUUGUGACAUUCUCCUGGUAAAUCAUACACAAGUGUCGAGUUGACGACCCAAUUUGGCACAGUAGCAGGUAGGGUUAUCCCAUUUGGACGCUUCAACUCGCACAUAUUCCAACUGGAUGCCAUUGUAUUGUACAUACGUUUCGCAAAAUAAUAGUCACACUAUUAGUGGUUGUGUCGCAACAGAGAGACAUCCAGAGGAUCAUCACACUGAUAACCUCAAAAAAAAAAGAAAAGCUGCCAUAAAUGAAACUGAAAAUUUUAACACAAACAAUACUAUUAGACAGAGUACAGUAAGCGUGUCAUACACUGGGACACUUGCAUAACACUAACGCACAGAACAUAUUUGACAGUUCUGUUCUUUUUAUCAAUUUGUAUUACUGAUCAGUUGAUAACUUUCUUUCUGUAUUUAUAUUUCAUUUCCAAGACUGUUUUUAUAAUUGUGUACAUACUAUGUAAAAAACUAUUUUUUGUUUUAAUGGUUUUCUCAGUUUAUGCAACUUAUUGUAAUGAGCUCAAUUUCGUAAUUUUUCUAUUUUUGUAUUGACGUUAAUAAAGUUUGCAAAAACGUAAUCCACUUCACAAA